AUGAACUCACGUUUCGUAAAUUGGGUACGUUUUUGGAAGGACAGUGAAUACGCGCGGCAUUAUGAGAAAGCUAAAAAUUCCGGUCGCAACACGAAAAAUGCGCACGACAGUAUCGCUCCGAACGAGCAAGGUGAUGUGAGCAAUUGUACUGAUACUAAUAUGCAUAGUGGUGCAACAGACAGCAUGAACAACGAAAACGAUGAAAUUUCUCGCGCGAGCGCAGAUUUCAACGGCGACAAGAGCUAUGUAAACAACGAAACUACUCGCUUUAACGCGAGUGCAGAUUUCAGCGGAAACAAGAGCGAAGAUUUCAGCGGCGACAAAAGCGCAGAUCUCAAUGGCGACAAGAGAACAGAUUUCAACGGCGACAUGAGCACAGAUCUCAGCGGCGACGAGAGCUACGUAAGUGACGAAACUUCCCGCAUGGACGCGAGCGUAGAUUUCAACGGUGACAAGAGCCGUGUAAACAACGAAAUUUCCCGCAUGGACGCGAGCGUAGGUUUCAACGGAGACAAGAGCGAAGAUUUCAACGGCGACAAGAACCGUGUAAACAACGAAACUUCCCGCAUGGACGCGAGCGUAGAUUUCAGCGGCGACAAGAGCGAAGAUUUCAACGGCGACAAGAGCCAUGUAACCGACGAAACUGCUCGCAUUGACGCGAGUGCAGAUUUCAGCGGAGACAAGAACGAAGACUUCAGCGGCGACAAGAGCUAUGUAAACGACGAAAGUGCUCGCUUUAACGCGAGUGCAGAUUUCAGCGGAGACAAGAGAGAAGAUUUCGGCGGCGAUAAGAGCUAUGUAAACGACGAAACUGCUCGCAUUGACGCGAGUGCAGAUUUAAGCGGAAACAAGAGCGAAGAUUUCAGCGGCGAUAAGAGCUAUGUAAACGACGAAACUGCUCGCAUUGACGCAAAUGCGGAUUUCAGUGGAGACAAGAGCGAAGAUUUCAGCGGCAACAAAAGCGCAGAUUUCAGCGGCGACAAAAGCCAUGUAAAUGACGAAACCGCUCGCAUUGACGCGAGUGCAGAUUUCGGCGGAGACAAGAGCAAAGAUUUCAGCGGCGACAAGAGCUAUGUAAACGACGAAACUGCUCGCAUUGACGCGAGUGCAGAUUUCAACGGAGACAAGAGCGAAGAUUUCAGCGGCGACAAGAGCUAUGUAAACGACGAAACUGCUCGCUUUGACGAAAAUGCGAAUUUCAGCAGAAACAAGAGCGAAGAUUUCAGCGGCGAUAAGAGCUAUGUAAACGACGAAACUGCUCACAUUAACGCAAAUACGGAUUUCAGCGGAAACAAGAGCGAAGAUUUCAGCAGCGACAAGAGCUAUGUAAACGACGAAACUGCUCGCAUUGACGCAAAUACGGAUUUCAGCGGAAACAAGAGCGAAGAUUUCAGCGGCGACAAGAGCUAUGUAAACGACGAAACUGCUCGCAUUGACGCGAGUGCAGAUUUCAGCGGAGACAAAAGCGAAGAUUUCAGCGGCGACAAGAGCUAUGUAAACGACGAAACUGCUCGCUUUGACGCGAGUGCAGAUUUCAGCAGAAACAAGAGCGAAGAUUUCAGCGGCGACAAGAGCUAUGUAAACGACGAAACUGCUCGCAUUGACGCGAGUGCAGAUUUCAGCGGAGACAAAAGCGAAGAUUUCAGCGGCGACAAGAGCUAUGUAAACGACGAAACUGCUCGCUUUGACGAAAAUGCGAAUUUCAGCAGAAACAAGAGCGAAGAUUUCAGCGGCGACAAGAGCUAUGUAAAUGACGAAACUGCUCGCUUUGACGAAAAUGCGAAUUUCAGCAGAAACAAGAGCGAAGAUUUCAGCGGCGACAAGAGCUAUGUAAACGACGAAACUGCUCGCAUUGACGCGAGUGCAGAUUUCAACGGAGACAAGAGCGAAGAUUUCAGCGGCGGCAAGAGUGCAGAUUUCAACAGCGACAUGAGCACAGAUCUCGGCGACGAUAAGAGCUAUGUAAAUAACGAAACUCCUCGCAUCGAUACAAGCGCAGAUUUCAGCGGCGGCAAGAGCGCAGAUCUCAAUGGCGACAUGAGCGCAGAUCUCAGCGACGAUAAGGGCUAUGUAAAUAACGAAACUCCUCGCAUUGAUGCGCAUUGA
Harpegnathos saltator (Jerdon's jumping ant) is the source of this 2106-nucleotide messenger RNA. Its product is annotated as dentin sialophosphoprotein-like. The transcript has a single exon. Bases 1 to 2106 code for a protein of 701 amino acids. The record is from RefSeq and is a predicted model, not a curated record. Lineage: Eukaryota; Metazoa; Arthropoda; Insecta; Hymenoptera; Formicidae.